UGAACGUUGUCUACGAGUGGUGUUUGUGAGUGUAUUUCGUGGACAACAGUACAACACAUACUGUAAUACAGUGUCUAUUAGUUGGCUAAACGUCAGCACAAUUUGUGGAUUCACUAAUCAGUCACUAAUAAUUCACGAAGAAGUCAACGGAUCAGCCAUGGGUUUAACGAUAUCGAGUCUAUUCACGCGAAUGUUUGGCAAAAAACAGGUGAGAAUAUUGAUGGUAGGGUUGGACGCUGCGGGCAAGACAACCAUCCUCUAUAAGCUCAAGUUGGGAGAGAUCGUGACCACCAUUCCCACCAUCGGUUUCAAUGUGGAGACCGUUGAAUACAAGAACAUCUCGUUCACGGUGUGGGACGUCGGCGGACAGGACAAGAUCCGCCCUCUUUGGAGGCAUUACUUCCAGAACACUCAGGGAUUGAUAUUCGUUGUCGACUCCAACGACAGGGAACGGGUGGGAGAGGCCCGCGAAGAGCUCAUGCGGAUGUUGGCUGAGGACGAGCUCAGAGAUGCCGUUCUCCUCAUCUUCGCCAACAAACAGGAUUUGCCGAAUGCCAUGAAUGCGGCCGAAAUCACCGACAAGUUGGGUCUGCACUCCCUGCGCAACAGGAACUGGUACAUCCAGGCUACCUGUGCCACCUCUGGCAAUGGCCUCUACGAAGGACUCGAUUGGCUCUCAAAUCAACUCAAAAAUCAAUAGAUUUUGUGCACAUUUUUUACAUUUAUUUAUCUAUUUUUAAGUGAUUUUGAAAAUACGUUUAGUUUAAACCGAAACCUUAGACCCAAACUCGUCAUCACAUUAUGUGAAUUGGAUUUAUUGUAUGAUUAUUAAUGAAUUGGUAUUUAAAUAAAAACAUAUUCUUUAAUAUAUUUAAA
This is a messenger RNA of Oppiella nova, 876 nucleotides long. Lineage: Eukaryota; Metazoa; Arthropoda; Arachnida; Sarcoptiformes; Oppiidae. The record is from the annotation of a GenBank genome assembly.